AUGAAUGGCGACACCUUACCAUUAAGCAACUCCUCUUCCGUCGCGUCGAAUACGACGGCAGAGAAAGAGAGCGGUUACUCUGCGCUCUUUGCGAAAGGCAAAUACAAGUUCUGGGCCUUAGCGGCGAUUCUGUUGCUCGCUUUCUGGUCAAUGCUAACCGGCACCGUGAAUCUGCGUUGGUCAGCCGGGAACAUAAGCCAUUUCACAGACGAUCUGGUGUUUCCGAUCUACGAGGAUCUCGAUGUACUCGAAAUGGAGGAGAGGGAGAAAGUGGUGAAGCAUAUGUGGGAUGUUUAUAACAAUGGCCGUCGUAUUAGGUUGCCGAGGUUUUGGCAGGAGGCGUUCGAGGCUGCUUACGGGGAGCUUACCAGUGAUGCACCUGAUGUUGUUGAAGCUGUCGUUUCGGAGAUUGCCAGGAUGUCUAUACGAUCUGUUGUCAUAGAUCCGCCUCCAGUGCAUUCCACGAACGUACGGGAACUUACAAAGACACUGAAACUAGCGGACAAAGGAACUCAAGUCUCCUCCAAACGAAGCAGCCGUCGAUUGAAAUAA
Messenger RNA from Eruca vesicaria subsp. sativa (arugula), 552 nucleotides. Lineage: Eukaryota; Viridiplantae; Streptophyta; Magnoliopsida; Brassicales; Brassicaceae. The record is from the annotation of a GenBank genome assembly.